This is a messenger RNA of Nymphaea colorata (pocket water lily), 1550 nucleotides long. RefSeq names its product aspartic proteinase nepenthesin-1. Gene Ontology annotation, biological process: proteolysis. The transcript has 2 exons. The coding region runs from base 33 to 1382 and encodes 449 amino acids. The record is from RefSeq and is a predicted model, not a curated record. Gene Ontology annotation, molecular function: aspartic-type endopeptidase activity. NCBI's taxonomy places the organism in Eukaryota, Viridiplantae, Streptophyta, Magnoliopsida, Nymphaeales, Nymphaeaceae. Gene Ontology annotation, cellular component: extracellular region.
UGUAAGCCGGCCAUACACCCAAUAUCUGCAGUAUGGCAACGGCAGCUAAUCGAUUACUCUUCCUCCUUUGCACCACCAAUCUCCUCGUCCUCCUCAGCACCUCCGCCGCCGGCGCCACCACCGACCUCGACAUCCGGGUCGACCUCAUUCACGUCGAUGCCCAUCGAAAUCUAACUCUCUUGGAGCGACUGCAGAGAGCCAUUCAUCGAGGGAGCAAUCGAUUCAUGAGCCUGCGACAGGGCAGCACCAAAGGUAUCAACGGCACCGGCAUGAAUCAGAGCAACAUACAGAGCCCUGUCCACACCGGAAGCGGCGAGUUCUUGAUGAACCUCGCCAUCGGAACUCCUCCCUUGCCGUUCCUGGCCAUAGUCGACACCGGCAGCGACCUCAUCUGGACCCAGUGCUCCCCUUGCACCAACUGUUUCACUCAGUCCUCGCCAAUUUUUGAUCCCUCCAAUUCCUCAUCCUUCAGCAAGCUACCUUGCUCCAGCCCUCUGUGCAGUGCUCUUCCUUCGUCCACCUGCACUCCAGACUGCGCGUAUCUCUACACCUAUGGCGAUUCCUCGACGACCCAGGGAAUUCUCGGCUCGGAAACCUUCACCUUUGGCUCGGACAACAAAACCGUAUCGGUUGAUAAAAUUGGAUUUGGGUGCGGCGAGGACAACGAGGGGAACGGGUUCAAGCAAGCUGCGGGGCUAGUUGGGCUUGGACGAGGCCCGCUUUCGCUUAUCUCGCAAGUGGGUUCUUCCCUGUAUAAACAAUUCUCUUACUGCCUGACUUCAAUCGACGACGCGGACAUGAAAACGAGUCGCUUGAUAUUUGGCUCGGCCGCUGUUCCGAAGAAUCUGAACGACUCGAAAGUGGCCGUCACGACGCCGAUGGUGGUGAACGACGCGCACCCAUCUUUUUAUUACCUCGAGCUGAAGGGGAUCAGCGUCGGAGGCAAGCGUCUCCGGAUUCCGAGAUCGGUUUUCAGGUUGAAUCCUGACGGAACCGGCGGUCUCAUUAUCGACUCCGGCACGACCAUGACAUAUUUGGAAGCAGCAGCAUACAGGCAAAUGAGGAAGGCAUUCAUCAAGGGCAUAGACUUGCCGGUUGCCGACAGCUCUGCCGUCGGGCUUGAUCUUUGCUUCACAUCACCCUCCACGGCGAAGACGGUAGAGGUUCCGGCUCUAACCUUCCAUUUUCAGGGAGGCCAUCUGGAUUUACCAGGAAACAACUAUUUUAUUCUUGAUGACAGCACUGGAUUGUUUUGUUUAGCCAUGAUGCCUUCAUCAGGGAUGUCCAUCUUGGGCAACAUCCAACAGCAGAAUUUUCACAUCCUUUAUGAUCUUCACAAGAACAUGGUCACUUUCACGCCUGCACAAUGUGAUCAGUUGUGAAGCCAUAACAUUGUUGAUCUUGUAGAAUCGUUCACUGUUCAUGGGUCCAAUGGAAUGGUCUCCUUAUCUUGACGUUUCACAUGAAACGAGAUCUAAUGUAGCUUAGCUAAGAGUUCCAGAUCACAAAGAGCAAAAAUUGUCCUGCUAUAGCAAUCUUAAUUUUAAUCA